Molecule: messenger RNA, 936 nt
Organism: Manis pentadactyla (Chinese pangolin)
Lineage: Eukaryota; Metazoa; Chordata; Mammalia; Pholidota; Manidae
Product: olfactory receptor 6C2-like
Exons: 1
Coding region: 1-936 (311 amino acids)
Biological process (GO): G protein-coupled receptor signaling pathway
Cellular component (GO): membrane
Molecular function (GO): G protein-coupled receptor activity; olfactory receptor activity
Source: RefSeq, a predicted model, not a curated record
AUGAGAAACAGUACAGUAACAACAUUCAUUCUGCUGGGACUAACAGAUGACCCUCAACUGCAGGUUUUGAUUUUUAUCUUUCUCUUUUUCACCUAUAUGCUGAGCAUUACUGGGAACCUGACUAUCAUCUUCCUCAUCUUGCUGAAUUCCCACCUUAAAACAGCCAUGUACUAUUUCCUACAAAAUUUUUCCUUUUUGGAGAUCUCAUUCACAUCUGCUUGUAUUCCCAGAUACUUGUAUAACAUAGCAACAGAUGAUAAAGUCAUCACCUACAAUGCCUGUGCCAGCCAAGUAUUUUUUACUGACCUUUUUGGUGUAACUGAAUUUUUUCUCUUGGCUGCUAUGUCCUAUGACCGCUAUGUGGCCAUCUGCAAACCCUUGCAUUAUGUGACCAUCAUGAGUAGCACAGUCUGCAGAAGAUUUGUCUUUUGUUGUUGGGUAGCUGGUCUAUUUAUUAUAAUCCCUCCACUUAGCCUAGGCCUAAAUCUGGAAUUUUGUGAUUCUAAUAUCAUCGAUCAUUUUAUUUGCGAUGCUUCUCCACUCCUGAAAAUCUCCUGUUCAAAUACUUGGUUCAUGGAACAGACUGUUAUAAUCUGUGCUGUGUUUACCCUCCUUAUGACACUUACGUGUGUAGUUCUGUCUUACAUUUAUAUCAUCAAGACAAUUUUAAGAUUCCCUUCUGCCCAACAAAAGAAAAAAGCCUUUUCGACCUGUUCUUCCCACAUGAUUGUAGUUUCCAUCACCUACGGCAGCUGCAUCUUCAUCUAUAUUAAACCUUCAGCAAAGGAAUCAGUGGCCAUUAACAAGGGUGUGACAGUGCUCACUACUUCCAUUGCUCCAAUGCUAAACCCUUUCAUUUACACACUGAGGAACAAGCAGGUCAAACAAGCCUUCAGUAACUCAAUGAAAAGAUUUGUGAUAUUCUCCCAGGAAUAA